UGUCGGAAAUGUACAGCGGAAUAUGGUGUUGUGAAAGAGAUAUUAAUCUCCUAUUAUGGGCAGCCAUUCCUCUACCCAGAAGCACAUGAAGAUUUUUAAAAUAAGGACACUGCAAGGGGGUAACAAGUAUGGAAUUGGCUGCAGGAACCUGAGGGAACUUCUGGAGAAAGGCUGUAAGAAGUUCCAGCUGCCUCUUAAGAGCGCUCGGGUCUGUUUGUAUGAAGAUGGCACAGAAUUAAGUGAUGAAUACCUGAGGAAUCUUCCGGAUAACACAGAACUUGUCUUUCUGACUCCUGGACAGACCUGGGAUGGAUUUGUCACCGACAUCGGCCGCUUGCUAAAUGCAUUUUACACACGACAGACAGAUGUUACUGAAGCCGCCAGAAAGCUGCUGACCGAUGAGCAGGCUCCACAGAGGAGGAAGAUUCUGGUGGACUUUAUUCAGAACCUGAAUGAAAAUAUCUUGGCUGAAAACCGGGAAGACGACAAAUCUUGGUUUGAAGGAAUAGAGCCGCGUUACAAGAACAAGUCCAGCUACAUGAGGAGCAGCUGUGAAAGCAGAGUCCGCAGUUAUAUGAAGGAGGUUCAGUCCUUGGCUGCAACAUUAGAUCCACCGGUGAGAGAGGACUACAAGAUGCUCACAGAGACCAUGUGCAAUGAACUGCGAGCUGUGAAGUACAAUGGAUGUUACUUUGAUAGAACAGAAGAAAAGACCAGCCGUCUAUGUACUGCAGAGGGAUGGUUUUCAUGCCAAGGUCCUUUUGACGUGGAUGACUGCAGUUCCAGGCACUCUAUUAAUCCCUACAGUAACAAAGAGAGUAGAAUUCUAUUCAGUACCUGGAACCUGGACCACAGGAUAGAAAAGAAGCGGACCAUCCUGCCUCGCCUUACUGAAGCCCUGGGGGAAUGUAACGGGAGGCAAAUCAACUGCAAGUAUUUCUUUAAUCUCUUGUUUACUGUGGAAAACCUGAAACUGGUUCACAUAGCCUGCCAUAAGAAAACUGCGCAUAACCUGACGUGUGAUGACGCCAUGAUUUACAUCAAAAGAAAACCUGUCAGGAAGACAAAGAACUGAAAGGAAUCCUCAAGACACACAUUUUAUAUAACUUAUUUUUAGCAGCUUAUAUAUUAUGUCUAGUGUUGAGCGAAGACUGUAUGGGCUCCGAUGAGCCAAGUUAGUCAUUCACGAAGCCGUGCAUGAUAACGUCUGUAAUAGAUUUUUGUAGUGGAAAACAACUUUGACACUUGGAACCGAAGCAGAGUUCUUUUUCAACUGGUACCUCGGAACCGAAGCCAAGUCCGGUUUCAAGUUUUAAAGUGGUUUUUCACUUUAAAAAUCAAUUACCGAAGUCAUGUGCCACUUUGUAAAUAACUUUGGCUCAUUGGAUGCCAUACAUUCUAAUACUGUACAGAGACGAAUCUUUGUACAGUAUUAUUCCAAAGUUUUGAAGUAAGCGGCUUCGGACGUGGCUCAUGCCCAAAAAAGACAGCCACAUGUUUGGUAACUCAUCAUCGUUGCUUUUGGGAGAGAAUUAUAAGAAGCCAUAGGAAAUCUAUGUGAAAGUCAUCCCCGGAGGCGCAUGUCAGCGUGUACGGAAAUAUUUUGUACCGGGUAUCACUUCUGCAAGGGGUAACAAAAGCGUGUGGGAUAUUGCAAAUGGCUACUGUAUAUAAUCGCAGAUGGACAAUUGGACUUGUAACUAGGGGUGCACCGAAAUGAAAAUUCUGGUCCGAAACCGAAAAUUCAGGAUGCCCUUGACCAAAACCGAAACUGCCUUUUUUGCCCAAAUACUUUUAAAAUACUUUUUUUUUUUUAAGUA
Messenger RNA from Bufo gargarizans (Asiatic toad), 1820 nucleotides. Its product is annotated as DNA fragmentation factor subunit beta-like. NCBI's taxonomy places the organism in Eukaryota, Metazoa, Chordata, Amphibia, Anura, Bufonidae. Gene Ontology annotation, biological process: apoptotic process; apoptotic DNA fragmentation. The transcript has 7 exons. Gene Ontology annotation, cellular component: nucleus; cytoplasm. The coding region runs from base 56 to 1075 and encodes 339 amino acids. The record is from RefSeq and is a predicted model, not a curated record. Gene Ontology annotation, molecular function: DNA endonuclease activity.